UGGCAUUUGCAUUCUCGUGAUUAUGAUGAUUAAAUUUAGCAUCUCCAAUCCAAUCGCCAGUACGAUUUGUGCAUUUUGAAACGUCAACAAACAAAUUAUUCUUCACACUAGCCAAGUCUCGAAAUUUUAGCGAAAAAAGAUACAUCAAUACCUCAUAGUUUAUUUAUUGUAUAGAAAAAUUAACCGUUCGAAAAAGCACAACAAUGAGUUUAUCGCUGAAGCUAAAAACGAAAACUGGCCAGCAGCACAUCGUGAGCAGUCUGACGCGGGAUAGUACAGUGCGGAUUCUAAAGGAUAAGAUAACCGAACUGACCAAAAUCCCCUCGGACUUGCUGCAUGUAGUUCUUGGAUAUCCACCAUUCAAGCAAUUGGAUUUCAGCAACGAUGAUAAUUUGAUAUCCGUCAUUGGUGUGAGUAACGGGGACACUUUGAUCAUAGAGGAACGACAGCUCAGUGAAGAAGAACGCAGACGACUGGAAGCGGCAAAACGCAUGGAGGAAGAUGAGGCUUUGGCCAAAGAACUGGCUGCUCAGGGUGAAGAUGGUAGUGGGAUUCUUCUAAAACAAGUUGUUCCCAGUGAUAAUUCGUGUCUUUUUACCAGCAUUGGUUUUGUUCUGACUGGAAAAGUUGACCCAGAUAAUAGCCAAUACAUGAGACAGAUUAUAGCUUCCACUGUUAAUGGAGAUAAGCAAGAAUACAACGAGGGAAUACUAGGGCGUCCAAAUGAUGAAUAUUGUGCAUGGAUUUUGCAGCCGGAAUCAUGGGGUGGAGCAAUAGAAGUAUCUAUUCUUUCUGCCUACCAUGGAAUCGAAUUCGAUGUCGUAGAUAUAACGAACGCAAUUAUAAAUCGUUUCGGUGAAGAUAAAAAUUAUGGAAUGCGAGCCUUUCUACUUUUUGAUGGAAUUCACUACGAUCCACUGUACCUGGAAUCGACUUCGGGAGAACCUCCGAAAACCAUUUUCCCAGUUGAGGACAGCAUGGUUUAUCAGCAGGCCGAACAGCUGGCAAAAGAAGCCAAAUCUUCCCGCCAAUUUACGGACGUAAACAAAUUUACUCUCAAGUGCAAUGAUUGCGGAUGUCAUUUUAAAGGACAGGUCGAGGCACAGCAGCAUGCGACAAAACAUGGACACGUGAAUUUCGGAGAAGUGUAGGAUCGGUUGCCUUGGACAUCGGAAGGUUUAAUGGAUAUUCGACUAAUGGUGUCUGGUUGCAAAAACGAAAUUCUUCUAUCGAAGUGUAGAGGAAUACUUUGUGUUUUUUAUUUGCCUAUUUUCAUAGUUUGAGCUCAUGCAUGUUCAAGUAUAUCGCGCUCACCCCAGGAGAUCGAAAUGCAUCUUUUAAAUUUGUUAGUGUGGAAUUUUAAUUAAAAGCUAGGAAUUUCAUUUUUUUCGCGUCUACUGUAAUGUAUAAUUUUACUCAACGCUUUUUUGUUUAAUAAAAUUUUUAUUACUGCUAAAAAAUCCUA
Wyeomyia smithii (pitcher-plant mosquito) is the source of this 1465-nucleotide messenger RNA. It is a transcript of the gene Yod1, whose product is annotated as ubiquitin thioesterase OTU1. NCBI's taxonomy places the organism in Eukaryota, Metazoa, Arthropoda, Insecta, Diptera, Culicidae. Gene Ontology annotation, molecular function: cysteine-type deubiquitinase activity; protein binding. Gene Ontology annotation, cellular component: cytosol; nucleus. The record is from RefSeq and is a predicted model, not a curated record. Gene Ontology annotation, biological process: protein deubiquitination; endoplasmic reticulum unfolded protein response. The coding region runs from base 204 to 1151 and encodes 315 amino acids. The transcript has 3 exons.